AUGGGCGAGUCUCCCGGCUGCUGCUCGGUCUGGGCCCACUGCCUCCACUGCCUGUAUAGCUGCCACUGGAAGAAAUGCCCCAAAGACAGGACACAAACCAACCAGUGCGAAUGCAUCUGGUUUGGCCUGCUCUUCCUCACCUUUCUCCUCUCCCUGGGCUGGCUGUACGUCGUGCUCAUCCUUCUCAAUGACCUGCACAACUUCAAUGAAUUCCUGUUCCAGCACUGGGGACACUGGAUGGACUGGUCCCCGGCAUUCCUGCUGGUCAUCUCUCUACUGGUCACAUACGCAUCCCUGCUCUUGCUCCUGGCCCUGCUCCUGCGGCUCUGUGGCCAGCCUCUGUGCCUGCACACCGCCCACAAGGUGCUGCUGCUCCUCAUUAUACUUCUUGUGGCCGCUGGCCUUGUGGGACUGGAGGUCCAAUGGCGGCAGGAGUGGCAUAGCUUACGUCUGUCACUGCAGGCCACAGCCCCAUUCCUUCAUAUUGGAGCAGUUGCUGGCAUCACUCUCCUGGCCUGGCCUGUGGCUGAUACCUUCUACUGUAUCCAUCAAAGAGGUCCCAAGAUUCUGCUACUGCUCUUAUUUUUUGGAGUUGCCCUGGCCAUCUACCUGGUGCCCCUAUUCAUCUCCUCAGCCUGUAUCAUGGAACCCAAAGACUUACCCCCCAAGCCUGAGCUGAUGGGACACCGAGGGGCCCCCAUGCUGGCCCCCGAGAACACCCUGAUGUCCCUGCGGAAGACAGCUGAAUGUGGAGCUGUUGUGUUUGAGACCGACGUGAUGGUCAGCUCCGACGGGAUCCCCUUCCUCAUGCAUGAUGAGCGCCUGACCAGGACCACAGAUGUGGCCUCUGUGUUCCCACACCGAGUCAACAGCCACAGUAGCGACUUCUCCUGGACUGAGCUGAAGAGACUCAAUGCCGGGGCCUGGUUCCUACAGAGGCGACCCUUCUGGGGGGCUAAGCAGCUGUCAGACCCUGAUCGGAAAGACGCUGAGAAUCAGACAGUGCCAGCCUUGAAAGAACUACUGAAAGAAGCUGAAGCCCGCAACCUUUCUGUCAUGUUUGACCUGCGCCGCCCCCCACGAAACCACACAUACCAUGACACUUUUGUGAACCAGACACUGGAGACUGUGCUGAGUUCAGGGGUGCCCCAAGCCAUGGUCCUCUGGCUACCGGAUGAAGAUCGGGCUCAUGUCCAACAACGGGCCCCCCAAAUGCGCCAGAUAUAUGGACAUCUGGGAGGCCACAGCACUGAGAGGCCCCAGUUUCUCAACCUCCCCUAUCAAGACCUGCCACUGUUGGAUAUCAAAGCACUGCACCAAGAUAAUGUCUCGGUGAACCUAUUUGUAGUGAACAAGCCCUGGCUCUUCUCCCUACUCUGGUGUGCAGGGGUGGAUUCGGUCACCACCAAUGACUGCCAGCUGCUGCAGCAGAUGCGUUACCCUGUCUGGCUUAUUCCCCCUCAAACCUACCUAAUGAUGUGGAUCAUUACCAAUUGUGUCUCAAUCCUGCUGCUUUUGUGGACCUUUCUCCUCCAACGGAGAUGUGCUAAGGAGAGAGAGAGAACCGGCUUAGAAACAGCAGUGCUGCUGACCAGGAUCAAUGCUUUCAUAAUGGAGUGA
Messenger RNA from Eubalaena glacialis (North Atlantic right whale), 1620 nucleotides. It is a transcript of the gene GDPD2, whose product is annotated as glycerophosphodiester phosphodiesterase domain containing 2. Gene Ontology annotation, molecular function: glycerophosphodiester phosphodiesterase activity. The transcript is spliced from 15 exons. Gene Ontology annotation, cellular component: membrane. The record is from RefSeq and is a predicted model, not a curated record. Lineage: Eukaryota; Metazoa; Chordata; Mammalia; Artiodactyla; Balaenidae. The coding region runs from base 1 to 1620 and encodes 539 amino acids. Gene Ontology annotation, biological process: lipid metabolic process.